AUUACAUCAGAUGGUGACAUUUUUUGUAACUUAUUCUUAUGUUCAUCAAGUAGUCUUAUUACGAGAAAAAAAUUGCGGUCAACUAUGGGAAAUAGCAUUUUUAAUAUUUAACGCGUGUUCUUCGAUAAAACAGCCAAGCUGCAGUACUCGCAUUACAAGCAUGCGUACUGAGCAUUGUAAAGUGGCAAGAAGAGGGAAGAUCUCCUUUGUCGUAUUCAUAUCAGUCUACAAUAUGGAUGUUUCAAAAUCCACAGGUUACAAAGAUUUCGUGUGGGCGGUUGAAUUAAAUCAUUUAGGUUUGGGAUUGAUCGGCUUGUGGCCUACAACCAAUAAUGCCGUGAAAAGAAGGAUUGAACUUGACAUUCGCGUGGGUUUUAUUCUCAUUUUGAUGAUAUUUAUUUCCGGUGUUCCGUCUGUAUGUGCGCUUGUGCGUGUUUGGGGCGAUUUGGAGUUAAUGAUAGACAACUUACGAAUUACAUUACCUUUAUUCGUAGUUGCGCUGAAACUUGUUAUUAUGCGAUGGAAACAAACAGUUCUUUCAUCCAUAUUAAACAUGAUGGCGGAAGAUUGGAUAGUGUCAAAGCUAAGCGCUGAGAGAAAUAUAAUGAUGAAAUAUGCGCGGACUGCUCGAUUAUUCGCAAUUUAUACAUAUGUUGUGACGGUAUCUUCGUUCGCUUUGGCCAUCAUUCCUCCAUGCGCUGGUCUACCAUUCAGAUAUCUGACAAACCUUACAGAUCGGAACAAACCAUUACCGAUACAGACAUAUUAUUUCUAUGAUACAGAUAAGAGUCCACAGUUCGAGUUGACAUUUCUUAUUCAAGCCUUAACGAUACUGCUGGCUCUAUUCGUCUAUCUGUCGGUAGAUGGUUUUCUUGGACUCGUCAUUCUUCACGUUUGUGGUCAAUUAGAAAAUUUAAGACAUCGAUUAGCCAAUUUGGUCUCAGGCAAAGAUUUUGACAGAGCACUGAGUGGUAACAUUACGAUACACAUAAGAAUCAUUAGGUUUGCCUAUAACAUCGAAGAUAUAUUUACUUUUAUGAUGCUUGGAUUGAUAUUAUAUUUUGCUAUUAUAUUUUGUCUAUAUGGAUUUCAAUCGUUAAUUAUGAUUACAGAAGGAAAAAUAAAUGAUGCGGGUAUCUUACGAGUAAGCUACAUAGUAUUUGUUGUUGUAAUUCUAUUUACACAAAUGUUUCUCUAUUGUUAUGUCGGAGAGCUGAUAACAGAAAAAUGUGAAGAAAUAUAUCGUGCUUUAUGCGAUCUUAAGUGGUACAAACUGGAAUCGAGUCAAGCGAAAAAUCUUAUUAUAUUAAUGAUACGAAUCCAGAAACCUCUUCGUCUUACUGCAGGAAGAAUUGUUCCGCUAACAAUAACUACUUUCUGCAGCUUUGUAAAAACCUCGGUUGGAUAUAUAUCGUUUUUGUUGGCGCAUGCCUGA
Messenger RNA from Formica exsecta, 1435 nucleotides. Its product is annotated as odorant receptor 22c-like. Gene Ontology annotation, molecular function: odorant binding; olfactory receptor activity. Gene Ontology annotation, biological process: detection of chemical stimulus involved in sensory perception of smell; sensory perception of smell. NCBI's taxonomy places the organism in Eukaryota, Metazoa, Arthropoda, Insecta, Hymenoptera, Formicidae. The record is from RefSeq and is a predicted model, not a curated record. Bases 11 to 1435 code for a protein of 474 amino acids. Gene Ontology annotation, cellular component: plasma membrane. The transcript is spliced from 7 exons.